CAUUGACAUGAGCAGCUGAAGGCUGAAGUUUAAUAAACACAAAAACAAAAAUAUAAAUUUCUCUUUGUAACUUUUAUUUUAAAAAUAUAGUUUUAUUUCACAAUUAAAAAAUGACCUCUGCUCUUUAUUUAGAACAUUAUUUAGACAGUCUAGAACAUUUACCUGUAGAGUUACAACGUAAUUUUACAUUAAUGAGGGAUCUGGAUACUAGGGCCCAAGGGAUAAUGAAAAAUAUUGAUACUUUAGCAGACGAAUAUCUAAGAAACCAAAAAAGUUUUGGUUCAGAUCUAAGGAAAGAACAAUUAGAUAAAAUUCAAAGUCUAUUCAACAAAGCUAAGGAGUAUGGUGAUGAUAAAGUACAGUUAGCAAUACAAACUUAUGAACUAGUAGAUAAACAUAUACGUAGAUUAGACAAUGACUUAAAUAGGUUCGAAACUGAAAUUCAGGAUAAAGCAUUGAAUUCUAGAAAUCAAGAAGAACCUGCAGUAGGAAAAAGGGGCAGGAAGAAAAUUAAAGAUGGAAAAACUGAGAAGAAAAAACGACUUGGCAAUUCUAGUGAGGAAGAUUCUACUGGCACAGUUAAGGGCAGUAAAAAGAAGAAACAAAAGGGUGCAGGGACUGGAAAUACAUCAGGUGGUAGUGUGGGUAGUGGAGCCAAGGCUGCGGCAGGUGAGGUCGCUGAAGCAGUUGCUGCGGUUCUUCCUGGUCUAGCUGGAAUAGCCCAUCCAAGUGACGUUUUAGACAUGCCUGUCGAUCCUAACGAACCCACUUACUGCCUUUGCCAUCAAGUGUCGUAUGGUGAGAUGAUUGGUUGUGACAAUCCAGAUUGCCCUAUUGAGUGGUUCCAUUUCGCAUGCGUGGGCCUGACAACGAAGCCGAAGGGAAAAUGGUACUGCCCCAAAUGUACGCAGGACAGAAAGAAGAAAUGAUAAGUACGUAGUUAAUCGCCAUUCCAAACCAUUAUGAAAUUUGAUAGAUUUAAAAAGUUAUGUCUAAAAAUUAAAUUUAUAUUUUAUUUUUGUACUUUUUAUUUUAGUACUAUAUCAGUUGAUCUCAAAAGGCUUUUUUGUAUUUUUAUUAACUUUGUUUUUUAAUUAAAUUUGACUAUUGUUGUUAUUAAUAUAAGUGGUAUAAAGUGGUGUUUUCC
Psylliodes chrysocephalus is the source of this 1147-nucleotide messenger RNA. The record is from the annotation of a GenBank genome assembly. NCBI's taxonomy places the organism in Eukaryota, Metazoa, Arthropoda, Insecta, Coleoptera, Chrysomelidae.